AUGUUGAAAUCCCCACUUUGUUGCCGAGAGUUAUCAGCUUUUGCUGCUCCUCCGUUUUCUUUAUCACAGAGCAAAAGACAGAUUGUUACGGAACGAUGCGAUUCCUUCCAAGUUUCUGCAGCAAAAACCGGAAAUUUCUCUCUUGGUUCGAUAUUCAAAAAUUGCGAGACUUGUGGAUCCAAAGGAGCAAUUGACUGUCCCGGUUGCAAGGGAACAGGUAAAAAUAAGAAAAACGGAAAUAUGUUUGAGAGGUGGAAAUGUUUUGAUUGUCAAGGAUUUGGUAUGAAAAGCUGUCCUAAAUGUGGCAAGGGAGGUUUGACGCCUGAACAGAGAGGGGAAAGAUAG
Molecule: messenger RNA, 345 nt
Organism: Microthlaspi erraticum
Lineage: Eukaryota; Viridiplantae; Streptophyta; Magnoliopsida; Brassicales; Brassicaceae
Source: the annotation of a GenBank genome assembly